Molecule: messenger RNA, 456 nt
Organism: Osmia bicornis bicornis
Lineage: Eukaryota; Metazoa; Arthropoda; Insecta; Hymenoptera; Megachilidae
Product: histone H2B
Exons: 1
Coding region: 71-442 (123 amino acids)
Cellular component (GO): nucleosome
Molecular function (GO): protein heterodimerization activity; structural constituent of chromatin; DNA binding
Source: RefSeq, a predicted model, not a curated record
CGUUCCGACAUUCAGUCUUGAACCAUCACUACGAAAGGGUGUAUUUCAAGUCUACGAAAUCGUUGCGAAGAUGCCUCCAAAAGCAAGUGGGAAAGCUGUGAAGAAAGCUGGUAAAGCUCAAAAGAAUAUCAGUAAGACUGAUAAGAAAAAGAAAAGGAGAAGGAAGGAAAGCUAUGCUAUCUACAUUUAUAAAGUGUUGAAGCAAGUCCAUCCUGAUACUGGAAUAUCUAGCAAAGCUAUGAGUAUCAUGAACAGCUUUGUAAAUGAUGUUUUUGAGCGCAUUGCUGCCGAAGCUUCACGCUUAGCACAUUAUAACAAGAGAUCAACCAUUACAUCUCGGGAGAUCCAAACUGCUGUGCGACUUUUAUUGCCCGGUGAAUUGGCAAAACACGCUGUUUCCGAAGGCACUAAAGCAGUUACUAAGUACACCAGUUCGAAGUAAAUGCUUCACAGCAU